Molecule: messenger RNA, 2608 nt
Organism: Exaiptasia diaphana
Lineage: Eukaryota; Metazoa; Cnidaria; Anthozoa; Actiniaria; Aiptasiidae
Exons: 9
Coding region: 245-1702 (485 amino acids)
Source: RefSeq, a predicted model, not a curated record
AGCAUUAGCCCGAGGUGGUACAAAUUCAGUGUGGCUCCCUCUUGAAAUCUAGUAAAAAUCUUAGUUUUUCUCUCUAAGAACAUUUAGCUAUUGAAUACUAUUGAAGAAAGACUUCUUAAAACUAUAGACAUGCGGAAGUUUACUUACAAGAUGUAACCUGUUAGAUACGAAUGUGAGAAUGACGCAGAAAAGUUGAAUUUCCGGGUUAAAUUUGCAAGACGCUGCUAAAACAAGAGCUAUUAUAAUGGCUACCAGAUCACAGCACAAUUGGAUAUCAACUAUAGGGAUAUUUGUGCUCGUCAUGAUCAUCUCUUGUACUGCUAGUGGUGUAGAAGACCUAAAGAACCACGUGUACUUUUCGCAUCAGUUUAACUGCUCAAGAUAUACGUUUUUUUACUUGCAACUAAUGAAGUGGCAGCAAAGUAAGGAAGCUUGUGAAAAUGACAAUGGUACUCUAGUGUGCAUAGAGACCAAGGAAGAGUGGAGGUUCAUAACCAGUAAGAUAACUUCAACGCAAAUUGAAUGGUAUGUUGGUCUGAGAAAUGUUGACAAUCACUGGAAAUGGGUGAAUGGUCAACCAUUGAAGUGGACGACGACAGGAGCAUGGCCUUGGCAUAGCGGUCAACCAAGUGACGGAAGAAAAUAUGUAAAAAUGUAUAACAAAAACGGAGAAAAACUUUUUGAUGAUGUUAGUGGUUUAAGACCACUAGGUUACAUAUGUGAAUACAAAAAUGAAGAUUCUCAGAAAUGUAAAAUGAAAGCAUCAACAACAAAGUCUGCGACUAAAACAACGAUAGGAACUCAAAGGACAACAAACAAGCGGACAUCAAUAACUCACCGCGCAUCAACAGUGAAGACAACAUCGACAACCCAAGCAACGCAAACAACGCCAAGAGCUUCUAUAACAACUAAGACAACAUCGACUAUCCCAAAACCUAUGAGAGCAACAACAAGGACAUCAACUUUCAAACCAUCUAAAACGGUAACUAGUCAGACUAGUCAGACUGCUCAGGGCAAUUCAGGCGGUGCUUCUACACAACGAAAUACUAAACAAAUAUACGCACCAUCAUCGACGAAAACAUCGCCUAAUGGAAAACCGUCAACAACCAGUCGAAAACCGACAGCGAAGAUAUCAGAUACGCAGAUCCAAAAAGGUGAAUUUCCAAUUACAUACCUCGCCAUUGCGCUUGCUGUGCUCCUACUGUUCUUAAUCUGUAUGUUGGUAGCGAUAUACUGCUGGAGAAAAAGGACGAAAGAUAAAGGUGGUUCUGGGGAAGAUGGAAUUCAAUCUCCAACGACAGACGUUAGUGAAAUCAUGAAAAGCAACUCCUUCGUGGCGUUUAAGAUGGUCCACAACAAUAUAGGUGAUGGAAAACAACCAGGUGCUAAACUUACUAACGACUCUACACUAACAGACGGUACAUAUGCGGAAAUCAAGCGAAGCACAUCUGUUAGCACACCGCCUGGACAAGCUGUAAAUAUGAACGAAAACUCGACAAGUUCUCCUUCACAAGAUGUAGAAGUUGUCUACGCAGCGGUUGAUAAAUCAGCGAAGAAGAAGGGAACCCAAGAGCCACAAGUCACUUAUGCAGACCUGGCAUCAUUCAACAAUAAUGAGGAGACCGUUGUCAAUAUGCCACCACCCUACCAGCCUGUCCAAUAUGCUGAGAUUAUCGGCACCAAGACGUCCAAAAGAAAAUAACUAAUUCAUCAAUAUGGCUUGAAGGGGAUAAAAAUGUGCAACCGCUGUACACUUUUUCCAUGCUUCGAAAUAUUCUUUGAAAAAAUAAUACCGCUAUUAGAACAUAUCUUAAAGUUUACGCAUUAAGUGAAAAAAUUUCCUCAAAAAUGAAAAAAAUAAGGGACACUAUUUUUUAUUGAGUCCGUAGCACCAAACGCUUUUGAAUUCAAUCUGACAUGUAUUUAAUUCAAUGCUUAUUCAUGACUUGUUUUUAAUGGAGCAGAGUAACGUGAACCAUGAAAUAGAAACUAAAUACUUAGUAAGCAAUAGGCAGUAUUUAUAAGACACUAUCACUGAACCAGAACAGUACAAAGAGACUACUUUGAUUGUUAUAGUGGUCUCUUGGCUUUUGGUAAAUAAACUGUUCUGGUUCAAUACUAACGACUAUAAGGAACUAAUAUAGUGCAUAUUAAUUAGUACUUUUUAGUUUUUAUUUCAUGGUUCAUGUGACUCUGCUCUAUAAGCUUUGCAACUAACGCGCGCAAAAAAAGAAAAAAAAUGACCUGAUAUAAUUGCAUGAAGUUACAGGGAAAAAAAACAUUAGAACAGCAUGUAAAAUUCAUAGUUCCCGUUAGAAACUAAACUCAAUCGAUGAUUGUAAUAGCAACAGCGAUAGCAGAGACAAAUUACUGUUUCAUUCUCCAUUUAUUGACCAAUCUCAGAAUACCUCAACGUCCUCUAAUCUGCCAUGCCAGUAUUUGUAAAUUUUCAGGUUUAAUGACCCAUCGCUCAUUCAUCGCUACCAUGUUGAAUAAAAUAAUCCUAAAUAAUUGUCCUUGAUAAAAUCUGUAAUAUAUAUUUACAGUUUUACAAUGAUACUGUCAUAAAAGUGACAUAUUGACACAAAAUACACCAGAAUAACAGAUA